Molecule: messenger RNA, 4072 nt
Organism: Rattus rattus (black rat)
Lineage: Eukaryota; Metazoa; Chordata; Mammalia; Rodentia; Muridae
Gene: Adamts18
Product: ADAM metallopeptidase with thrombospondin type 1 motif 18
Exons: 23
Coding region: 205-3861 (1218 amino acids)
Biological process (GO): extracellular matrix organization; proteolysis
Cellular component (GO): extracellular matrix
Molecular function (GO): metalloendopeptidase activity
Source: RefSeq, a predicted model, not a curated record
CGGGUGCUGCAGAUUCGGCUCUGGGAGCCCCUCUGCACCCCGAAGCGCCGCAGGCCCGCGUGGCCAGAGCAGGGAGGAGGCAGGCAGGCUCCAGUGCUGCCAUGUGAGCGACCUUGGUGACUCGCACCUGGCGCCACACCUGGGGCUCCGCUGCCCUCGGGGGACAAUGCGCGCCUUCCGCAGUCGCCGCGUCCGCACCUGACCAUGGAGUGCGCCCUCCUGUGCUUGUGCGCCCUCCGGGCCGCGGGUCCUGGGCCGCCGUGGGGGCCCGCGGGACUGGCGCGUCUGGCCAAGGCGCUCCAGCUGUGCUGCCUCUGCUGUGCUUCGGUGGCCGUCGCCUUAGCCAGUGACAGCGGCAGCAGCGGUGGCAGCGGAUUAAAUGAUGAUUACGUCUUUGUCGUGCCAGUAGAAGUGGACUCGGGCGGGUCGUAUAUUUCGCACGACAUUGUGCACAACAGGAAAAGGCGAUCGGCACACGGUGCCAGCAGCUCCGUGCACUACCGCUUUUCAGCAUUUGGACAGGAUCUACACUUAGAGCUUAAGCCCUCGGCGCUUUUGAGCAGUCACUUUAUAGUCCAGGUACUUGGAAAGGAUGGUGCUUCAGAGACUCGGGAGCCUGCGGUACAGCAGUGUUUGUAUCAGGGAUUUAUCAGAAAUGACAGCCUGUCCUCUGUUGCUGUGUCUACGUGUGCCGGCUUGUCAGGUCUGAUAAGGACACGAGACAAUGAAUUCCUCAUCUCACCGCUACCUCAGCUGCUGGCCCAGCAACACAACUACAGCUCGCCUGCAGGCCACCAUCCUCACGUCCUGUACAAAAGGACAGCAGAGAAGAGGGUCAGGCGGUACCAAGACUACCCUGCCUCCCAGCGGACAUAUCCUGGUCACUCCCCAAGUCACACCCCCCCUGCCUCCCAGAGCCAAGAGACAGAGUACCGCCAUCGAAGGUGGCAAAAGCAGCAUUUUUGUGGACGACGCAAGAAAUAUGCCCCCAAGCCUCCUGCAGAAGAUGCCUAUCUACGCUUCGAUGAAUAUGGAGGCGCAGGACGGCCCAGACGAUCAGCCGGAAAGUCACAAAAGGGUCUCAACGUGGAGACCCUCGUGGUGGCAGAUGCAAAGAUGGUGGAGAAGCACGGCAAGGAUGACGUCACUACGUACAUCCUCACAGUCAUGAACAUGGUUUCUAGCCUGUUCAAAGAUGGGACCAUUGGAAGUGACAUAAACAUUGUGGUUGUGAGCCUAAUUCUGUUGGAAGAAGAACCUGGAGGAUUGCUGAUCAAUCACCAUGCAGACCAGUCUCUAAAUAGCUUCUGUCAGUGGCAGUCAGCCCUUGUGGGAAAGAACGGCAAGAGACACGACCACGCCAUCCUCCUCACAGGAUUUGACAUUUGUUCCUGGAAGAACGAACCGUGUGACACCCUAGGAUUUGCACCUAUCAGUGGGAUGUGCAGUAAAUACCGAAGCUGUACCAUCAAUGAAGACACAGGACUUGGCCUUGCCUUCACCAUUGCACAUGAGUCAGGGCACAACUUUGGCAUGGUUCAUGAUGGCGAAGGCAACCCCUGCAGGAAGGCGGAAGGCAACAUCAUGUCACCCACGCUGACCGGAAACAAUGGGGUGUUUUCAUGGUCUUCCUGCAGCCGUCAGUAUCUAAAGAAAUUCCUCAGUACACCACAGGCUGGCUGUCUGGUGGAUGCGCCCAAGCAAACGGGACAGUAUAAAUAUCCGGACAAACUCCCAGGACAGAUUUAUGAUGCCGACACACAGUGUAAGUGGCAAUUUGGAGCCAAAGCCAAGCUGUGCAGCCUUGGGGUUAUGAAGGACAUUUGCAAGUCACUCUGGUGCCACCGCGUGGGCCACAGAUGUGAAACCAAGUUCAUGCCUGCAGCCGAGGGGACCAUCUGUGGCUUGAGCAUGUGGUGUCGGCAAGGCCAAUGUGUAAGGCUUGGAGAUCUCGGGCCCCGGCCCAUCCACGGCCAGUGGUCUGCCUGGUCGAAGUGGUCAGAAUGUUCUCGAACAUGCGGUGGAGGAGUCAAGUACCAGGAGAGACACUGUAGUAACCCCAAGCCUCAGUAUGGUGGGAAGUACUGUCCAGGAUCUAGCCGCAUCUACAAGCUGUGCAACAUUAACCCUUGUCAUGAGAAUAGCUUGGAUUUCCGUGCCCAGCAGUGUGCAGAGUAUAACAACAAGCCCUUCCGGGGAUGGUUGUACCGUUGGAGACCCUAUACAAAAGUCGAAGAGGAAGAUCGAUGUAAACUCUACUGCAAAGCUGAGAACUUCGAGUUUUUUUUCGCCAUGUCUGGCAAGGUGAAAGACGGGACGCCUUGCUCCCCACACAGAAAUGACGUCUGCAUCGACGGGAUUUGUGAACCUGUGGGAUGUGACCAUGAACUUGGCUCUAAGGCAGUGUCGGAUGCAUGUGGUGUUUGCAAAGGCGAUAACUCGACUUGCAAGUUUUAUAAAGGCCUGUACCUCAGUCAGCACAAAGCCAACGAGUAUUAUCCUGUGGUCACUAUCCCCGCUGGGGCCCGAAGCAUUGAAAUUCAGGAGUUGGAGCUUUCUUCCAGCUAUCUCGCUGUUCGAAGCCUCAGUCAAAAGUAUUACCUCACAGGGGGCUGGAACAUCGACUGGCCUGGAGACUUCACCUUCGCCGGCACCACGUUUGAAUACCAGCGUCCCUUUAACCGCCCUGAACGACUCUAUGCGCCAGGACCCACAAAUGAGACGCUGGUCUUUGAAAUUCUGACCCAAGGCAAGAACCCGGGGAUCACUUGGAAGUACGCACUUCCCAAGGUCGUGAAUGUAACUCAGCCAGCGGCCAAGAGACACCACCACACCUGGCGUACAGUGCAGUCUGACUGCUCGGUCACCUGCGGCGGAGGUUACAUAAGCAUCAAGGCCAUUUGCUUACGAGAUCAAAACACCCAAGUCAAUUCCUCAUUCUGCAGUGUAAGAACCAAGCCAGCAACGGAACCCAAGCUAUGCAACGCUUUCUCCUGCCCAGCCUAUUGGUUGCCAGGUGAGUGGAGUACAUGCAGCAAGUCCUGUGCUGGGGGCCAGCAGAGCCGCAAGAUCCGGUGUGUGCAGAAGAAGCCCUUCCAGAAAGAGGAGGCUGUGCUGCAUUCUCUCUGUCCAGUGAGCACGCCUACCCAGGUUCAAGUCUGCAACAGCCAUGCCUGCCCUCCAGAGUGGAGCCCCGGGCCCUGGUCUCAGUGUUCCAAGACCUGUGGCCGGGGAGUGAGGAGACGUGAGGUCCUCUGUAAAAGCCCUGCAGCCGAGACACUCCCCGAGAGCCUGUGUUCCAGCAGCCCCAAACCCGAGGCACAGGAAGGCUGUGUGCUGGGACGGUGCCCCAAGAACAACAGACUGCAGUGGAUUGCCUCUGCCUGGAGUGAGUGUUCUGCAACCUGUGGCUUGGGUGUGAGGAAGAGAGAAUUCAAGUGCAUGGAGAAGACCCUGCAGGGAAAGCUGAUGACGUUCCCAGAGCGGAGAUGUCGCAACAUUAAGAAGCCUAACCUGGAACUGGAAGAAACCUGCAACCGACGGGCUUGCCCAGUAUACAGCAUGGCGGCAGGCUGGUAUUCGUCCCCGUGGCAACAGUGCACUGUAACCUGUGGGGGAGGGGUCCAGACCCGAUCUGUCCACUGCAUGCAGCAAGGCCGGCCUUCCUCAAGUUGUCUGCUCCAUCAGAAGCCUCCGGUGCUAAGAGCCUGUAAUACCAACUUCUGUCCAGCUCCUGAAAAGAGAGAUGAUCCGUCAUGUGUGGAUUUCUUCAGCUGGUGUCGCCUGGUCCCUCAGCACGGGGUCUGCAACCACAAAUUUUAUGGAAAACAGUGCUGUCGAUCAUGCUCGAGGAAGAGCUGAUCUCAGGGUCUCCUCAUCCCCCUCAGACCAGGACCUGACCCGUCCAUCUCCAGGUCUUCAUAUCAAGACUACAAACCACAGAGGAAUUGCCACAGGGUUUAAAAAACUGGACAGAUAGCCACCGGCCUCCUUAGUCGAGCCCUGGAAACACAUGGUACUCUCCAGCAUUUGACAAUGAGAAGCGAUGACAAAUCUAACUUAAAAGGAAAAA